UGAUCCUACCUUAACAAUUUGUGAAAGAACCCAGAACAUACAAGAGACGAAAAAUGUCCGAAAAAGAAAGCUCCAUUAAAAAGAAACUACCUGUUAUUUUAAAUGGCCAAUUUUUUAAGCCAGAUGGCAAAUGUGUAUUGUGUGUAAAUAAAACUAUUAAAUUCGACGAAAAUGCAACUGGAAAUUUACACAAACAUCUUAAGAGGGUGCAUCCAAACAGCUACGCGUCAUAUGAGGCCAUGAAAUCAAAAGUGGCAAAAAAGGAAGAGAAUAAAUUAUCAGAGCCUAAGCCAAAUUUCUUCUGUUUCCAAAGUUCAAGCCAGCUAAACAACACUAUGCGACUAUAUUAUCGCUGAAAUGCGUAUUCGAAACCUUAGUUAUGCUUAAAAAACCAUUAAUUAAGUAAGUUAAUCAUACUAUAAAAGUUUUUGUAAGUUUAAAUAUGAACUGUUAAUUUAUUUUUAAAAAGUACCUAAUAAAAAAUUUAAACCAAAACCAUUAAUUAAGUUAAUCAUACUAUAAAAGUUUUUGUAAGUUUAAAUAUGAACUGUUAUUUUAUUUUUAAAAAGUACCGAAUAAAAAAUUUAAAAAUU
Drosophila yakuba is the source of this 593-nucleotide messenger RNA. RefSeq lists its product as uncharacterized. The transcript is spliced from 3 exons. The record is from RefSeq and is a predicted model, not a curated record. Bases 54 to 356 code for a protein of 100 amino acids. Lineage: Eukaryota; Metazoa; Arthropoda; Insecta; Diptera; Drosophilidae.